AUGAAAAAUGAAGAGAAAAAAGUAAUUUAAGUACUAGAAGACAGAAUAAUUAAGAGACCUCAAUUAAAAGGUAUGAUGAAACUAUAGGAAUCAGGAAGAUUGAAAUCUCUAACUACUCAAAUGGAAUAAAUAUAAUUCCCUUAAGAAAAAUGUAUGUGUGAAAAUAAAUUAGUAAUAAAUAGUGAUUAUUAAUUUACAUCCAUUUUGAGAGAUUUUAAUUUCUAAAUUGUUAAUGAAUUUGAAUCUUUGAAAAUAAUUAAUAUAAAAUUAAAAGAGAAUCCAUGUAUAUAAAAAGGAUGUAUGGCAUUCAAUAAAAUUUACAUUAAUAGUUCAAAUCCAAAAGUCAAUUAUGAUGAGUACUAUUAUUAUUUACUUUUAUUUUAGUUUGAUAAAGUAGUUGCUUCUAUUGAAUAAACAAUAAAAUAUCAUAGUCCUUUCAUAUCAUCCUUGGGGAGAAAUACAAACAAACAUAACAUAUUAUUAAAUGCCAACUAAAUUAGAUAUUAUAUUUAAGUGA
Messenger RNA from Paramecium primaurelia, 517 nucleotides. Lineage: Eukaryota; Ciliophora; Oligohymenophorea; Peniculida; Parameciidae. The record is from the annotation of a GenBank genome assembly.